Entamoeba invadens IP1 is the source of this 471-nucleotide messenger RNA. RefSeq lists its product as hypothetical. The coding region runs from base 1 to 471 and encodes 156 amino acids. The transcript is spliced from 3 exons. The record is from RefSeq and is a predicted model, not a curated record. Lineage: Eukaryota; Evosea; Mastigamoebida; Endamoebidae.
AUGUGGCAAGAACAUACUGAAUUUUUCAUAGAACAUAUUCAGAAGGAUUAUCCUUUAUUCUUAGAUUUGACUAUACCCGUCUUGUUUGGGCUUUAUUUACUUAAGACUGGUCUUCGAAUUGGUUUGUAUAAGAAGAUAAUUUUGUACUUGCGAAAUGAAAAGACUGAACUGUUACUUAAAUGUAUUAUUACAUUCCCAGUGAAUUCUAAUAUGAUACAAGAACAAGCCAAAUGCAUUGGAGACUUUAUCCAACACAUUGAAGAGAAUAAGAAUGUCCAGAACAGUGAAUUAAUUAAAAUAUGCAACAAGGCUGGUGCGAUGAAAGAAGAACAAGUGACUUAUAAAUAUACAACUAAAACGAAUCAACUUGCUGUGGAUGAAGAUGAAUAUAAAGAAGAGUAUAGAGCAGAGUUUUCGGACUUCUUUGUUGAUGUUCAAGACUUAUUAAAAACACAGAGUCUUUCAAUGUAA